GAUGAGGAGGCCGCCGAGUGCUCCGUCCUGAGGUGGCAGCGUGGGUCCCGACCGUGUUCGCCGGAUAAAGGGACGUUUCUCCGCCGCGAGACGAGCGUUCGCCGGCGAUCGUCGCCGGGACGGACGAUGACCUGACUCGGGCACUCGCCGGGUGAAUAGUGCACCAAGUGGGAUUCGAGGAAGUGAAUGUGCAGUGUCCGCGCGCGAUGCUCAGCUCGUCGAGCGGUGUUCGAGAGUAUCUCCGAGAACCCGGCCGGUGAACGUGGUCGAUCCAAUUUAUCCCGUGCCGAACGUGCACGUUUCCGCGAGGCUCCGUUAAAUUACUCGGAACGCCGGCGUAGGGAAGCACCCGGGGGCCGUGCGUUUAGGUGUUGCCGCCGAGAUACUCGCCAGGUGCCGAGGUAGAGUGCAAUUUUUCCCGGUAUCUCGAGCGGCAUUUGAACAAGCGUUACGAAAGAUCAGGAAGUCGCGACCCGUCGGAGUUUACCGGGAUCAUUGGCGGACUCUUUAGCGGGGAAUCCACCGAUGAGCCGAGAGAAGUGGAAGAAUUGCUCAUCACGCUCCGCUAAGUCACCGUCACGUACCAGACGCUCAGGCCAGGCUCCCGGUCAGCAAGUCCAGGACGCCGUACGUGACGAGUCAUCCGUGAAAACAUAUCAGUGAAAUAUCAGUGAGGCAGUGCAUCACGAUCCGCCAAGAUUCGUCACGUAUCGUAUCGGUAAAAUUCCCGGACCGAGAGCUUCCGCGCGUGACAAAUCAUUCGGGAAACAUAUCGUUGACUCCGGGGCGAGAUCGCGGGGGAGGAUCCAGGAAGCGGGCGGAUCAGUGAAAUCCUACGCUGACGCGGCGAGGCGAUCGUUGAACGUGUUCGCAACAUAUCCACGGGUCCGCUCUCUCUCUUUACAAGCGAGCGACGUAUCAUCUCUCCGUCGCGAGAAAUAUAAUAUAGUGCCGCCGCGAGAGUCUCGCGAGCCUUUACGAGCGCGUGGGAUCGAUAGUCGCCCGCGAUAGCCAUCGUUUUCCGACGGCCUGCAUUGUUUCGCCCCGGGUGGUGGAAAAAAAAUAUGCCGUCUCCCGGCACGAGUACGCGGCGCCGCGACGCGCGCGGCAAGUAGUACGAGCGGACAUUGGCGCGACGCGGCACGACUCGACGAGUGUCACAGACCAGAUUUGCAGUUUUGCUAAUAGCAUACGACUACGUCGCGCGUCGCCGCUACAUCGAGUGGAAUUCAAUCUUUGCCCCUGUGUAGUGCCGGCGAAAACGUACGGCCGAAACGGGACGGACUGCGGUAGGAUCGAAGCUCGUUAAUUAAAGGCCGACGGGAGUCGGGACGAGGAGCGCGAGCCACCAGGAGUAGUAGUGUUCACCCACUAACCCCGCUACUAACACGAAAAUGCGCUCGUAAUUAACCAGCGCGCGACAGACUCCGAUUACCGCUGUUACCGCCGGCGCUAUCGUCCACGGGUUGUAGCGCGGUCCCGCGGAACGAUCAUGCGAAUCCCCGAAAAUGCGCAGGACCAGCAGCAACGGCCUCAAGCUCGACCUGACGGAGAACACGCCAGGUAGCUCGUUGUCGCGGCUGCCGAAUCUGGUCGAGCAUGCGGAGACCUGCCAGGCGCUAUCCGCCGGAACCGGUGAGAAUUUGAGCAGCAAACUGCCUAACGUGGUCGAGGGCUCGAUGGACUAUGGUAACGAGCGAAGGUCCUCCCGUUACCUGGAGUACCAAGAGAUCAAGUCCUAUCAGGAUCCCCAAUCGUCCGCCGCGGUGGCGCCGGUCUACGAUGGGGCCUACCACGAUCAGUCGAGGGGAUACCGAAACUACGAUCGUAAGGCGGGUGUCGGCUUCGAUCGGGAGAACCUCGAGAGGUACGACAACAGGAUCUACCCGGAGGACGGACUGAGAUAUAGCACCGAUCGCCGCGUGGAUCAGCGCACUUACCAGGAAUCGGACCUGGACGCGCCUUACGAUCGGAACGACGCGCAAAAGCUCAGCAGAGCUUAUCCGGAGCUCCAGGAUCCCAGCAGGCGAUACUCGCGCGACCUGACCGACUAUGAGUACGCGUCGCGCUACGCCGAGGAGACAUUGAAGCUGGAGCCCAAGAAAGACCACCUUCACCAUCAUCAUGCGGGCAAGAUAUACGAGCCGGCCGCCUCCAAGGGCUAUGAGUCAGGUGUGAAAACCCACGAUUCCGCUUACGACCUGGGCACCUGCGCCGGACAACAGGAGCCACCAGUCAGACAAUAUGAGAGCAAAUACCACUCGGUCAGUAAGAUGUACGGCACUCUGCCGAGGUACGAGAGUAGCAAGUCUUACGAGCCAACCUACGAGUCCAGGCCCACCUUUGAGCCCAAGUACGACGAGCAGUCGUACGAAUGCGGUGGCAAGAGCUACGAGACCAAGUAUGAGCUGACGAGCUCGAAGAGCUACGAGAGGGCCAAGUAUGAGGGCACCUCAUCCUCCAGAUAUCAGGACAAGUCGUACGAUCAAACCUUGAAAAUCGGCGAGCUGGGCUCGUCUUCCUCCGGCGCGUACGUCAGGAAGCAUCAAGAUCAGGAGGAGACCGGCGCGGAGAAGAUGAACGGAUAUAGGAAAAAUAAUUUCGAGGCUUACGGGGUUUACUCGGAUCCUGAGGACGAUCAUGGCUUCCUGGCGGACAAGAAAGCGCCCCAAUAUACGUACAAGGGUGUCGUGGUGAACGUUAGCGGGGAGUCCGCGGUGGUCGAUCAGAAACGAUCCAAGGACAGCAGGCAAACCGAGGUGACCAGAAGCCCUUGGUGCAGGCCAACGAUACUGCUGCUCCUGUUGGUGCUCCUGGUCGUCAUUUUCGUCUUCGUCGCUGGAAUACUGUUGUACUUUAAUUACAUGUCCUACAAGCCGCGCCAUCCCAUUAUCGAGGGUAAGGAUCUAAAUUUCGCCAGUAAUAACGCGGAUUGCUCGGUACCAGCGCGACGCCGCGAUAGAAGCUACCUUUAUCAAAUAACUGUGUCCUACCUCUUACGUCACUGGUGGUUUACGGACAAUGGAUAUCUGCUUGAAAGGAAAAACACAGCGGAAUGA
Messenger RNA from Vollenhovia emeryi, 3059 nucleotides. RefSeq lists its product as uncharacterized. Bases 1509 to 3059 code for a protein of 516 amino acids. The transcript has 5 exons. The record is from RefSeq and is a predicted model, not a curated record. NCBI's taxonomy places the organism in Eukaryota, Metazoa, Arthropoda, Insecta, Hymenoptera, Formicidae.